This is a messenger RNA of Chelmon rostratus (copperband butterflyfish), 3516 nucleotides long. It is a transcript of the gene znf408, whose product is annotated as zinc finger protein 408. The transcript is spliced from 9 exons. Gene Ontology annotation, molecular function: RNA polymerase II cis-regulatory region sequence-specific DNA binding; DNA-binding transcription factor activity, RNA polymerase II-specific. The record is from RefSeq and is a predicted model, not a curated record. The coding region runs from base 98 to 2563 and encodes 821 amino acids. NCBI's taxonomy places the organism in Eukaryota, Metazoa, Chordata, Actinopteri, Chaetodontiformes, Chaetodontidae. Gene Ontology annotation, biological process: regulation of DNA-templated transcription.
UGCUUUUACUUGCUGGAUAACGAUGGCUUUCCCAGAGUUUACAUCGGAAUAAUUAAACUUCAGAUAAGAUCUUAAACACCGAGCACAUCCGAAGUUGAUGGCCUGUCUUGCUCCCCCUGUCCCAUCUGCUCUCGCCUCACUUCUUUCCACGUUGCUUCCCUGCGGCUUUGCCGUGGGGCCUUCACGGCUCUGUGAGGGCAGGCUUGGGCUGUGGUGGGUCGGCCGCUUCCUGGAGGCUGGGUCCCUGCUGGGGAGGGAGGGGGACGCAGAGUGGGCCUUGAAGUAUCUCAGUGACCCGAUGGCUCGCGGUCGAGACCGUGAACUCACGAUGAACUCUGAGUCCGGAACAGGAUCCAGCACAGAGGCGGAGAAGGCGCUGAUGGAAAUGGCAGCAGAUAAAGAGGCUCUGCUACAAAGUGCCGUCUGGAUCAGAUUUGCCUGCCAGGUGCGAAGCAGAGCCCAGCAGAACGUGGCGCUGCAGUGUACCUGUGGAGAGGUGUGUGUGGGCGAGUGUGUGGAAGUGUGUCUGCGUGUGUGUCGGGACAUCCAGCCGGGAACAGAGCUGCUGCUGUACGGAGACACAACAGGCAAACCUGAUGAGCAGGACAAGUCCACUGGACAGACAGAUAACAAGGUGGAAAACACAAAAGACCCAGAGGCUGUCGUUACCAACAUAUCUAUCGUUCAAGAAAAGGAAGGAGAGACCGAAGACAAACAGGAGAAAACACAGGAGGAGGAAGAGGAGGAGGAGGAAGACCAGCACAGAAGACCACGCAGAUGCAUGAAGAGGAGUCACCCAGCGCGAGGAGAGGCGAGAGCUGAGAAACUCGUGGACAGUCGCACCUGCAGUGAUAACGUGACAUCAGCAGGUGCACACAUGUGCAACGCAGGUAGAGAGCCAGCUGCUGCAGACAGACAGACAGACGCUGCGCCCCCUGCUGUCCGCUGCAGCUCCCGCCUGGCCGCCAAACCGCGCCGCGUUCACUGUCUGACCGGCCGGGCGAAGCGACCCUCCGCCCGCCCCGGGCCGCCCAAACAGACAGAGGGACCGAGCCCCCUCCAAGCCCCCACGCCCGACGCGCAAAGGCUGGUUUCUAUGGAGACACCGCAACCUCCUGCGGCCGGGCCGGCGCCCUCGUGGCGUCCAGAGGUCAGAGAGAGGCGGUACAGAUGUUCCAGCUGCGGUAAAAAGUUCUUCCAGAUCGGCCACCUAAAGAAACACCAGUUCAGUCACACAGAGGAGAAACCCUUCAGCUGCCACGAGUGCGGGAAAAACUACACCUCUGCAGAAAGCUUCAGAGCCCAUCAAAUGAGUCACCGAGGGGAGCGUCCGUUCUCCUGUCCUCACUGUGAGAAGACCUACGGCCUGAAGCGGGACCUGAAGGAGCACCUGGUCCUGCACACCGGAGAAAAACCCUACGUGUGCGAGCACUGCGGGAAGGCGUUCGCACGCCGCCCCUCGCUACGCAUCCACCGCCUCCUUCACUGCAGCAGAAUGAUUUACACACAGCCUCCGAAGGUGCAGUGCUCGCUCUGCCCCAAGCUGCUGGCUAACUCCGGCUCUCUGAGGAACCACAUGAAGCUCCACACGGGGGAGAAGCCUCACACCUGUCAGCACUGUGGCAAGAGUUUCAGUCAGAAAGGGAACCUCGAGUGUCAUCUGAGGAUUCACAACGGAGAGAAGCCGUACCCUUGCACCGAGUGCGACCAGAGUUUCUCCCAGAAGCCAGAGCUGCGUCGGCACAUGUUUUCCCACACCGGGGGCGGCUUCCUCUGUAGCUACUGUGGAAAAUCGCUGAGGGACCCACACAGCCUGAAGUCCCACGAGAGACUGCACACUGGAGAGAGGCCCCAUCGCUGCCCUGCCUGUGGAAAAGGCUACACCUUGGCCACCAAGCUGAGGAGACACAUAAAGUCGUCUCACAUGAUGGAGAAGCCGUACAGCUGCCACUGCGGCGCCUCCUACACUGUGAGACAAAGUCUGCUGAGGCACCAAGCUCAGCACCGGACUGAGGGAGGCACUGAGGAGGAGGCGGAGUCGGAGGGAGGACGCGAAGAGGAGACGAACAGCGGCGAGAAGGAGGUUGCGAAAGAGGCGGCGACUUCGGGCUGCAGCCACCCGAAGCCAAUCAGAGGCAGACCCAAGAAGAACUCGCUUCCUCAAGGGGAAGGAGAGAAGGAGGCGGCUCAAGUGAAGCGGAAAAGGAGGCGAGGAAAAGGGAAAGAGAAGGAGGCGAGGCAGGCGGGGAGUAAAGAAGAGGCUGAGACCUCGGGAGCAGGGAGGGGAGGAGAGGGGGAGGCUGCGGGUGACAUCCAGCACGCCGUCGUCUACGUCCAGGCAGACGACCUGUCCGCGCCGAGCUCCGCCCCUCUGCUCCUGGCCUCGGACAGCUCGCUGCCUGCAGGGACGGGGCAGGAGCUGGUGGAGGUGGUGAUAUCGGAGGGCGCGGAGCAGUGCAUUGUGGUCGCCGGGCAGCAGACGGUAGGAGAGCUGCUGAUCUUACAGGAGGAGGGCGGCGGACUCUGCUCUGUGGCUCAGACAGUUGAGAUAAACACAGUGUAGCCUAAAAUCCUGGUUCUUCCUGUCUCUGGUGGCUCCCGCAGGACUGAACCUUCAGGGACCGGAUCCCAUCACGUCACUCUGUGUUCAUUGUGUUCAGUGCAUCUCGUUACCCUCAUGAUUUCGUUGAACAGACCUUCCCUUCAGUUUAUUCUUAUUUACAUACCCCAGACUGCCGGUGAACACAGAUCAGACAUGAACUCAUUAGACGUAAUGAGCUGCUGGAGGAAACAGCGAGACCAGUAACUACUGUGAUGGUUCCCAGUCUACAGCUAGAGACGUGGAAGUCCUGCUCCUUAGACGCCAACAUGUGUUAUUGAAGGUCUGCUUGUGUGUGUGUGUGUGGAAACCGGCCCCUGAGCCUCCUCAGUGAUGGAUUUCUCUAAGCGAAAUAAAACAGUAAAACACACGUGGAAAUGCAGCACAUCUGUCGGCGUGUCUUUACAGAGACAGACCUGUUCAGACAGCCGGGGAACUGAAGGCAUUUUCACUCUCUUCAAAGCCACCAGACUCCUUUGACAAAAACAGUAAUUUGAAGUCACAGAACACAGUUAGCUCAGAUCCGAACUAAGAGCUGUCUGAAGAGGUCUAUCUCUGGAGGGAUCCUCUCUAUAAUGUUGUCAGACUCUUAGAAUAACAAUCUGAGCCUGUCAGUGGCAAAAACAAACACUUUUAGUGGACUCACUGUGACGGAUGCAGGAUGAAGGAUUACACUGCAGCCACUGCGGGCUGUUUCCUGGCUGUUGCAAGAACUAGCGAGUUUUUGUACCUAUUAGUCAUUUAGACACCAAAAUAUUUAAAAUAUAGAGCCCAGGUGUAAACCUUUAACACUGAUUAAUUCUGCAUUAGACUGGGUGUCAAACUGGUAUUUUAUGGUACCAACCGAGUAUUCACUGCUGUCUGAUGAAUUCAUCCAAUAUCAGUGAAAUAACAGUGAAUUACCUGAUGAAGGCUGC